Molecule: messenger RNA, 1649 nt
Organism: Drosophila obscura
Lineage: Eukaryota; Metazoa; Arthropoda; Insecta; Diptera; Drosophilidae
Product: histone-lysine N-methyltransferase 2D-like
Exons: 3
Coding region: 96-1649 (517 amino acids)
Molecular function (GO): protein binding
Source: RefSeq, a predicted model, not a curated record
CCUUAAUCACAAACGGUAACACUGAGCAACCGAGCGCGCAAGUAACAACAUUUUCGUAUAGUUCUGCAGACUUUUAAAGCAAUUUGCCGGAGAAGAUGAAGCGUUCCAAGGAUGAGGACAAAGAGAACAGUGCCAGUGCCACUAGCAACUUGAAUUCAAGCACUGGCAGCAACAGCAACGAUGCUGCUGCAACUGUAGGUACCGCCUCAGCGGCUGCUGCCGUUCGCACCACAGGACGCGUCAAGAAGCCCAAGCAAGUUUACGAUCCAUCCGACAAUUAUGCCUCACGUGGGGCCCGCAACUCCACGCCAGCGAAUGCCACUGUGCAAGCGUCGCACUUGCCGGCUCCGGCCACAGCCGCAGUGCCAGUGCCAGUGCCAGUUACACCGCCUGUGGCGGUGACUCUGCCCAAGCCAGAAGUAGUCGCCACUAGUGAUGCCCAAGAUGUGGAAUUCGGUCAGCCAGGCCAGCCGCUUCGUCAGUUCGAUGUGUGCCAAAAGUGCAGCAAAAUGGAAGUGAAGCGUGGCUCUGGCCACAAGAGUAAUUUUCUCGCAUGCAAGAGCUGCCAGCAAAAGUGGCAUUUUAACUGCCUUCCGCUCAAGUUCGAUGUCCUGGCCGUUGCACGCAAGAAGUACAAGUGCCCGGCUUGCCGCUACUGCCGCGUUUGCGGUACUAAGGGCAAAGAUCUGGCCAUCUGCUCUGAGUGCGUAUAUUCGUACCACCGCGAUUGCCAUGAUCCGCCAUUGGCCGCCUCUAGUCUUGGCGAGAGCCAGUGGAAAUGCCACGGCUGCGAGUUCGGCACUAACAACCAUAACAACUAUUCGGCCAGUGAAGUUUCUGGACGCAAAUCACACACGGGCCGCAAGAGGCGCGCCCAGUCGGAUCCCGCUGGUCAGGAGCAGUCGCCACCAACCAAGCAGGCGAAACUUCAGCAAGAAUCGAAGCAGCAGUCGACAAAAGCAGACGCAGACUCAGUCUCAGUCGCCGCCACAGCCCUAGAACCAGCCGCCAAGAAUGGUGAACCAAAGCAAGAGGAAAAACUCAAAAAAGAGAAAGUCGUGGGCAAGGGCGACAGUGAGAGUGAGGGCGAGAAAAAUCGUUUGUCUACGGAUGAACUUAAUGCGUCAAUGGAGCCGUUUGUAGGAGAGGAGAUCAACGAGGAGACCAACGAAGAGCCAGAAUUAAAUCUGGAUGAACCUGUACAAGAACAAUUGGAUGAAAAUGGGCCAGAAAAUCAGGCCGAAGGAGCUCUCCCCGAGGGAGAACCAAAUGACGAGUCGGAAAUGCCGCUGGAGAACAUGGACCAGCAGCCAUUGGAAGCGGCGGUGCCCACUGCCAGCGAUGAUGAUGAAAUCAUUAUUGUCAGUGUUCAGCUGCCACCAGAACCACCAACGGAUGCAGAGCCCAUGAGUCCGGUGUGCACCUGGACUGUUGAGCAGGUGACAACAUAUCUUGCCCGUUUCUAUCCGAACGAAGCUCAGGCAUUUAACACACAGGACGUGGAUGGCACCUCGCUGAUGCAGAUCACGCGCGAGGAUGUGAUAAAUAAAUUCGGCUUUAAGCUGGGACCGGCAUUGCGCGUCUUUCAAGUGAUCCGAAGCCUCCAGUCACGUACUAAUAGUGUAGAUCUGGGCUGGUCGUCCACGUAG